AUGUGCUCGCGCCGUGGACGUCGUCUCAGUCUUCCACAAACGCCUAUGGCUACACCGGCAAAUCCGACGACGCCGAGCGUCAUGAAUGGUUAUCCGUUCGCAUCUCGUCCACACUAUGAAAGAAGGCAACUUCCGAUGCAACAUACUCUUCGUCAUAAUCAUUCAAUGAGUUCUCUCAUGGGUACGAAUCGAGAGAUUCCUCGUGAAGUCUCACAAUCAUAUCAUAACCCACAUGCUCGUUUGUCUCAACCGGAUAUUCAUUCUGUUAUUUAUCGUCCACAUAAUUACUAUUCUCCCCCAGUUUCCUAUGGAAGUGCCGGUGGCCACUAUUCCUAUCAAUAUCAGUAUCAAUCAUCUGGACAACUUCCAACUUCUCAGCAUUCCAGUCCUAUUUACAUGCGUAGAAUGUUGCCAACACCUAAAAACAGUGGGGGAAUCGCGCGAAAACUAUUGAAGAGAUGUACAAAUCCAGAUUUGAUGAGAUUACAGAGAACAACCGAGAUCCGUGAACAAUCAGUUGGAAGGACGAGUUGUGAAUCCGCAAUUGUAGACCCAGUCUAUCUCGCAUUGAAACAAGCAACCGGAAGAUACUCUCGCCGUGGAUCAACCAACUUCGAAUCGGCAUCUCCGAGUCCUCGAAAUCUUUCUCAAGUAUCACUCCAGGACUCUGGCUACGUCGAUAUGGGAUCCUCAAAAGCUAACACACUUCUAGGCUCUACUCCACAACUUGACAACGCCGGUCGUUCGGUUGGUAGACGACGAGCUCCCAAACUGACCCAACAAAUGAAAUCAUUGUCUUUGGAUUGUCAAGACAUGCCCCCACGGAUCAACCAGAAUACAAGAAGUCCAUUGAGAUCAAAGCUUGCUCCACGUGAUUAUAGAAAACCAGGAAUCAAUGGUUCGUCUGAUUUCUCUGAUGUUGAGAGAUCAUGUUCUCCAAUAGUGAAGAGCAGACGAAGCAGUUCAUCAGCUUUGCAUGCCGGUGGUUAUAUUGUGAUCCACGAAUACACUCCAUCCAAUGGAUCACCAUUGGUUCUUGGUGAGAAAGUUCAUGUUGUAGACAAUGGAGAUCCGGAUUGGCUUCAUGGUUUCCGUCUCAAUGAUAGAACUGAACAUAUGAUCACGUUCCCGGCCACAUGUGUGGCUCAAAUGAUGGCUGGUGAGCAAGCGAUGAGAAUUCAGCAGAACGUGUUUGUAGCUGAGCAGAAAUUGCGGAUGUACAGGGAUCAGAUUGUAUUCGUCCAACCGGAAAGUCUUGUGGAAGGAAAAGUGACGGUUCGAACGGAGCACAACGCCCUUGCUCCAUGCCCACUCAGCUAUCUUGCCUUGAUCUGA
Caenorhabditis remanei is the source of this 1335-nucleotide messenger RNA. RefSeq lists its product as uncharacterized. Lineage: Eukaryota; Metazoa; Nematoda; Chromadorea; Rhabditida; Rhabditidae. Gene Ontology annotation, biological process: skeletal muscle contraction; positive regulation of protein localization to plasma membrane; positive regulation of voltage-gated calcium channel activity. Gene Ontology annotation, cellular component: extrinsic component of cytoplasmic side of plasma membrane. The transcript is spliced from 8 exons. Bases 1 to 1335 code for a protein of 444 amino acids. Gene Ontology annotation, molecular function: protein binding. The record is from RefSeq and is a predicted model, not a curated record.